Molecule: messenger RNA, 1065 nt
Organism: Cimex lectularius (bed bug)
Lineage: Eukaryota; Metazoa; Arthropoda; Insecta; Hemiptera; Cimicidae
Exons: 7
Coding region: 211-1050 (279 amino acids)
Biological process (GO): rRNA processing
Source: RefSeq, a predicted model, not a curated record
GGCAAUGUGUGUUACCAUGCUGGUAGCACGUUAUCUUAUGCUAUCCGUUUUCUUUAUCGUCAUUUAAACUUGCUAAUUUAGCACUUUGCUGAGUGAUUGGUGCUUGGGCAGACUGCAAGCAAUUUUGACUCGAGCGACGAUCUUGUAUGUCAGUCGCAUGUAAUGACAUACUGCAGUCUUUUCAAAACUGGUGAACAUUUUUCGUUCUAGAUGUGCUCUAAUUUAAUCAGUAAAACAGUUUUCAAUGGCAUCUGCAUCUUUCAGUUAUCCAUUAGAAACUAUUCGCUGACAAUACCAUGUUCUUCAAAGCAAAGAGAAGUGCGGUUUAUGGGCAAACUUCUUGGGGUUGCAAAACCUAAAAGAAAGUUCCAGAUAUUUAAUAAUACGAGAAUUACGAAUCCCAUUGAAGUGGUAGGUCACAGAGCUCCGAAAAUGGCCAAUAAAAGGAGGCAGGCAGUUCUAAACACACUUUUCAUGAAAAAUAUUACAGAUAUUAUGGUCACCCGUAGUUUAGGAAUCGACAUUAUAGAACAAGGAAUAGAAAUCACUAGGGUGGCAGUCAGUGCUGACUAUACUUUUCUUAAUGCAUAUUAUAUGAUAAAGAAUGAAAUUCCUGAUUUAGAAAACACACUUCUCCAAUUAAGUUUCUCUUUAAGACACGAGUUAUCACAAUUAAAAUUGAUGGGAAACAUUCCAAGGAUUAAGUUCAUCAGAGAUAAAGAUAACAAGAACGUAACUGUUGAUUAUUUAUUAGCCAAAGCUGACAUGGGAGUUGAAGAUGACCUGCUUGUUAAAGAAAUGAAGGACGAAUUUGAAGAAACUUUACCCCCAAUGGAAAACACAAUUUAUGGAUUGAAUCAUUCUAAGAUAAUGGAAAAGAUAAAAUUUUAUCAGAAAAAGGCGUCUGCACAUCAUCGAAAGGUGCCACAAGAGGUUGACAAAGAGAAUGAUAAUUCUACAUCAUUGCCAUUAAAAGAAAUAUCAAAUGUACAAUUAGAUAGCAAAUCACUAAUUUAUAACUACAUUUCGUCCAAGAAAAAUAAAUCUUAAAUGUACCGUUUUACA